This is a messenger RNA of Anopheles cruzii, 1346 nucleotides long. RefSeq names its product protein CLP1 homolog (gene cbc). The coding region runs from base 25 to 1296 and encodes 423 amino acids. The transcript has 2 exons. Gene Ontology annotation, biological process: tRNA splicing, via endonucleolytic cleavage and ligation. The record is from RefSeq and is a predicted model, not a curated record. NCBI's taxonomy places the organism in Eukaryota, Metazoa, Arthropoda, Insecta, Diptera, Culicidae. Gene Ontology annotation, molecular function: polynucleotide 5'-hydroxyl-kinase activity. Gene Ontology annotation, cellular component: nucleus; mRNA cleavage factor complex.
CGAUUGUAAAAUACACCAAGAAACAUGUCCGACGACAAAGCGAUUCCGAAGACGGACUACAAGCUUGAACCUGACUCAGAACUGCGGUUCGAAAUAGAAAAUAAAAAUGAAAAAGUAGCGGUAGUCCUGCUGAAUGGCCAAGCGGAACUGUUCGGCACAGAACUGGUGGUAAAAAAGCCGUAUGAAUUUUUCACUGGAGCAAAGGUAGCCAUAUUCACGUACCACGGCUGCACGAUUGAGCUACGAGGGAAACCGGACGUAGCGUACGUUGCCAAGGAAACACCGAUGGUAAUGUACUUGAACGCCAACUCGGCGCUCGAGCAUUUGAGAAAAAAAGCGGAACAACAGGACGCCCAAGGCCCGAUCGUGAUGGUCGUUGGUCCAAUGGACGUCGGCAAAACGACACUGUGCCGAAUAUUUCUGAACUACGCCGUGCGUCUCGGGCGUAGACCAAUUUACGUUGACCUGGACGUAGGCCAAGGAGGAAUUGCCAUUCCCGGUACAAUCGGAGCAUUGCUGGUAGAAAGACCUUCUCCGGUAGCGGACGGAUUUUCCCAGCAAGCGCCGCUGGUCUACCACUACGGUCAUAACUCUCCGUCGGGAAAUAAAACAUUCUACGAUGUGCUCAUCUCGAAGCUGGCCGAAACCACACUCGAGCGGCUACAGGCCAACAAGAAGGCCAAAUCUUCGGGCAUGAUCAUAAACACCUGCGGAUGGGUUAAAGGUUCCGGCUACUCGCACAUCCUGCACACGGUGACUGCGUUCGAAGUGACCGCAAUAUUCGUGCUGGAUCAGGAGCGCCUUUACAACGAGUUGCUGAGAGACGUAAAGCGGAACGUUCAGGUGGUGUUUCUGCCGAAAAGCGGAGGAGUCGUCGAGCGUACGCGAUCGCAGCGCACGGAGUCCCGAGAUCAGCGUAUUAGAGAGUACUUCUAUGGCUCGAAGAUGCCAUUAUUUCCUCAUAGCUUCGAUGUGAAGUUUGGCGAUAUAAAGAUUUUCAAAGUAGGUUCGCCGCCACUGCCAGAUUCGUGCCUGCCGUUGGGUAUGAAGGCCGAAGACAACUACACCAAGUUGGUGGCCGUUCUACCCGGUCCACAGUUGUUGCAUCACAUACUGGCGGUUAGUUUUGCCGAGAACACGGACGAGAAUGUGAUUCAAACGAAUGUCGCUGGAUUCAUUUGCGUGACGAACGUAAACAUGGAGAAGCAGGUGCUCACAGUUCUAUCGCCACAGCCACGUCCUUUACCUCAAACGAUUCUACUAGUUUCGGAUCUACAAUUUAUGGAUAGUCAUUGAGCAAGCACUGAUAAAGUUAGCUUUCUGUUUCAAUAAAGAAGCAUUCUGAU